AUUUUUAAUAAUGUAAUAGAAAAAAUCGCAUCUAAGAUAUGAAAUCAUUUUUUUUUUUUUUUGAAACUUUUAUAAGUUAUGGUAUAAAAGUAUUUAUUUCUACAUUCAUAUAUCUUCAUAUUUAUAGAUUUUAAUAAAAUCAUCUAAAUCGAAGAUUUUCUUUUUACUUGAGAAUAUAAUUACAAUCAGAUAUAAAUCAAGACGUUUAUUAUUUCUAACAUCUAUAUAUAUUCACAUCUCUCAAAGUUAGUUACAACAAUCGAAUGUCAAAAUGCAAGGUGCGUCAACCGGAUGUUAUGUUGCACCGUACAACAUUAACACAAUAUGGUCGGUUCAAUCUCAUACGACAAAUAUUUGUCGAAUAUAAAUUAUUAAGGUCACACAAUUAUCUGUUUAUUCUAUUAAUAUGAUAUAUUAGUAUGUUUAUGUGUUUUAAGAUAAAUCGAAAUGAGCUGGUCUUAAUUUAUUAUACUAUAUUGGAAUUCAUUUGUAAGAAUAGCCAUAAGAUAUAACUAGUUACUUCUGUGACUGAAGUUACUUUUAUUCAAAGUAUUAGCAGUAAUAUACAUCAAUAUUAACAAUGGAUGUCAGUAUAUUAUUCAGAGCCUGCGUAAAAACUGUUAGUUUACAAGAUAAAAAUUUAGGAUCUUCUAGUUUUACAAAACCAUUGAAAAAGACAAAAACUAAAAGUGCUUUUUACGUUAAAACCCAAGCUGUAGUUGCACAAAUAGCAAAACUUAAAGAAUUUUUAUUAGAAAAUCGGAAAGCUUACUUAAAUUUUUCGGAUUAUUUUUCUAACAUACCACGCAUGACUGAUGUAGAGCGUGAUCAAAUUGAUGCAGGAGCUCAAACAAUUAUGAGUACUUGUUCUCAGCUUAUUAAAGAAUUGAAGAGAGAAAUUGCAUUUUCAGAAGUUUCUAGACAAAAUAUGGAACAUCGUGAAAUCGUGUUACUCUUGAUUGAAGAUUAUUUAAAAAACGUUUGUAAAAUUUAUUCAGAACAAAAAGCUAUACGAGUGAAACAAGCUAUCGAAAUGAGGACUAUAUCUAAACUUGAAUUAGAUACAAAAUCGAACAAAAUUAUGGAAAGGGAUAAUAAACGGUCUGUUUCAAAUUUAAUUGAAAAAACAAAUAACACAGAAAAUCAGAGCAAUUCAGGCAAAUCAAAUCCCAUGAAAGUUCAAGAAAUUAAUGAAGAUGUUAAUACUCUUUUAUAUGAAGAAUUGUCACCUGAAGAUAUCCAGAUGUUUGAGUCAGAAAAUGAGCAGUUAUAUAAUGAACUUAGUACAGUAACAGAGGAGGUCAGACAAAUUGAAAGUAAAGUAGUUCAUAUAGCUGAAUUACAAGAAAUAUUUACGGAAAAAGUACUAGACCAAGACAAAGAUCUUGAUCGAUUAAUGACAACAGUUGUUGGAUCUACUGAAAAUGUAAAAGAAGCUAAUGAACAGAUUCGACAAGCUAUUCAAAGGAAUGCUGGACUUAGAGUGUGGAUUCUUUUUUUCCUAUUAGUCAUGUCAUUUUCUUUACUUUUUCUUGAUUGGUAUAAUCCGUAAAUUAAAUGUUUAAAAACAUUAUGAUGCAUUAAGGUACAGUGAAGACAAAUAUUUUGUACAUGUUCUAUGAAAAAUGUUAAUGCAAAUACAUAAUAAAACUUGUAUGUAAAUAAUUA
Molecule: messenger RNA, 1668 nt
Organism: Vespula vulgaris
Lineage: Eukaryota; Metazoa; Arthropoda; Insecta; Hymenoptera; Vespidae
Gene: Syx18
Product: syntaxin-18
Exons: 3
Coding region: 581-1552 (323 amino acids)
Biological process (GO): retrograde vesicle-mediated transport, Golgi to endoplasmic reticulum
Cellular component (GO): endoplasmic reticulum; SNARE complex
Source: RefSeq, a predicted model, not a curated record